This is a messenger RNA of Heterobasidion irregulare TC 32-1, 412 nucleotides long. RefSeq lists its product as uncharacterized. The record is from RefSeq and is a predicted model, not a curated record. The transcript is spliced from 4 exons. Lineage: Eukaryota; Fungi; Basidiomycota; Agaricomycetes; Russulales; Bondarzewiaceae. Bases 46 to 330 code for a protein of 94 amino acids.
GCCCCGCAUAUUUUGCUCCCAUUGAUUGAGAGACGGGCACAGACGAUGAACAAUCCAAAGACUAUGGUUCUCGGCUGGGGAAGUCUUGUUGUCGGCGCCGGAGUUAGUUUCUACUACGCCAAAAAGAGCAUCAAUGAAAGGCGGAGACAGCAAGACGUCGACGGUUCGCGACCCACCGCGAAGCUCAGCUGGAAAGAACGUGUUGCCCUGGAAGAGCAAAGUACAGGUGUCAUCGCCGGAAACAGCGAGAAGGCUGCGAAGAUCAGCACUCAAGACGCGGCAUCCUCGUCUUCGACGUCGGCGAAAGAGGCGAAAGAUGAUCAUUCAUGACACGCGCACUUUUCUGCCCUUUCGAUUCUACCAUUUGCUCUCGCUUUGACGCUUUCUUCCUGAAUUGCAUUGAUAUUGACAC